This is a messenger RNA of Arvicola amphibius (Eurasian water vole), 985 nucleotides long. RefSeq names its product nudix hydrolase 17 (gene Nudt17). The transcript has 8 exons. The coding region runs from base 1 to 888 and encodes 295 amino acids. Lineage: Eukaryota; Metazoa; Chordata; Mammalia; Rodentia; Cricetidae. Gene Ontology annotation, cellular component: cytosol. Gene Ontology annotation, biological process: NAD+ catabolic process; NADP+ catabolic process. The record is from RefSeq and is a predicted model, not a curated record. Gene Ontology annotation, molecular function: NADH pyrophosphatase activity.
AUGGCUGCCGCACGGUUACUGCUGCGCCUGGCCGGACGCCUAGAGUCAGUGAACUUCACGCAGAGCGUGUGUGGCCUUCUGGGCGCCGGGCAGGGACCCGGGCCGUGGCACACGCACUGCAGCUUGGAGCGAGGACAGCUUGUCCUUUCCAGCCAUUCAUUCCCCGGCGCCUCGGAGAGACUUCCAAUCCAGAGACCCCCUUUCUGCCCUUUUGUGGCUCUGGACCAGAAGCCUGGGGGCUCCAGGACGGAGCUGCCCACAGAUAGAGGUGUGGAUGUGGGUGUGGCCGUUAUUCUUCAGUCCAGUGACCAGACUGUCUUGUUGACCCGAAGGACAUCCACUCUCAGCAUUUCCCCCAACGUCUGGGUCCCUCCAGGAGGCCACAUGGAACUUGAUGAGGAGGUCCUGGAGUGUGGCCUUCGAGAGCUGCAGGAAGAGUGUGGGCUACAGCUGCCCCUGGCCCAGGUCUCUUGUGUCCUUCUGGGGUUGUGGGAGUCUGCCUACCCUCCUAGGCUGAGCUGGGGUUUCCCCAAAUACCAUCACCUCAUUCUCUAUGUUCUCGUCAUCUCCCGGGAGUCACAGAAGCAGCUCCAGGCCCGGAUCCAAAUAAAUCCAAAUGAGGUUAGUGCCUUUAUGUGGCUGGGGCCAGAUGUAGCAACGGUUGUGGCUGCCACAGAUGGCACUGAGACACCCAGACUUCUCCAGACCCUACAACCCUCUCUCUGUGCAACCGAACUGAAGGGCGACGGAGGAACCCAGCCUCUGGCCCUGCCCGUGUCCACGCUCCUGCGGACAACCCCGACCACAGCCGAGGACAAAGAGCGGGUCAGCGCUGGAACCAAGUUUGCUCUCAGGCUCUGGCUGCAACAUCUGGGCAGCUGGAGGUAAAAGUGAUGUUUACAUGGAGCCCCGAGCAGCAGAGGAAGGAUUGGGUUCUGUGAGAUGGUGGAUCUAAAGGCUUCCGCUAUAAACCCUGAGACCUGAG